AUGUCUCUCAAAUGUGCAACUCAACUAGGCAUACCGGAUAUUAUCCACAGACAUGGAAAACCGAUAACCCUGCCUGAAUUAGUAGAUGCACUCCCCAUUAACAAAGCCAGAGCGCACGGAGUAUACCGUUUAAUGCGAAUUCUAACUCAUUCAGGGUUUUUCAUUUUGGAAAACAUAUCUGGUGAUGACGAAAAGAAGGGGUACUGGCUUACAACAUCUUCUCGCCUCCUCAUACAAGACGAGCCCUUUGGCGUGGCACCACUUGUACUAGCAGUGCUUGAUCCAAUUUUCACUAAGCCAUGGCAUCAUCUAAGUGAAUGGUUUCAAAAUGAGAAUCCCACACCAUUCGAUACUGCACAUGGGAAGAUGCUUUGGGAGUAUACUGGGCAGGAUCCAAGGCUGAACCACUUCUUCAGUGAAGCAAUGGCUAGUGAUACAAAAUUGGUGACUAGUGUUCUUAUUAGAGAGUGUAAACAAGUAUUUGAAGGUUUGAAUUCAAUUUUAGACGUUGGAGGUGGAACUGGAACUAUGUGCAUGGCUAUUUCUGAUGCGUUCCCAAACUUGAAAUGCAUUGUGCUUGAUCUUCCUCAUGUGGUCGCUUGCUCAAAAGGAACUAAGAAUUUGAGCUAUGUUGCAGGCGACAUGUUUGAGCACAUUCCUCCUGCAGAUGCAAUCAUACUCAAGUGGGUAUUGCAUGACUGGAGCGAUGAUGAAGGUGUCAAAAUAUUGAAGAAAUGCAAAGAUGCAAUUUCAGGCAACUAUAAAGGAAAAGUGAUAAUUAUUGACAUGAUAGUGGAUGACGGCAAAGUCGACGACAAGGCUACUGAAACCCAACUCUUUUUUGAUAUGGAUAUGAUGGUUCAUGUCGCUGGAAGAGAGAGAAAUGAGAAAGAGUGGGCAAAACUUUUCUAUGAGGCCGGCUUCACUUACUACAAGAUAACCCAUGUAUUGGGAUUGAGAACUUCGAUUUCAUCUGAAUUUCAUUGUCCUAUUAUGGAUAAACUCUCUGGAUUUCCAAUAAUUUCAUUGUCCUAUGGAAUCCCAGAACUUCGAUUUCAUCUGAUAUAUAUUUGCAACGCUUCCAAUUUCGGGUGGGAAGAAUGUUCUUUCUGCUAA
Messenger RNA from Fraxinus pennsylvanica, 1116 nucleotides. NCBI's taxonomy places the organism in Eukaryota, Viridiplantae, Streptophyta, Magnoliopsida, Lamiales, Oleaceae. The record is from the annotation of a GenBank genome assembly.